UUUUUAAAUUGCUCAUUUGGAAGUGGUGGUUGGGGCUCGACAGAACUCAUGGCUGCAUCCAAAGAAGUACCAUGGAAAUGGGUAAAAUUCUCCUUGACACUGGCCUUUGCUGCUAUCUCUGCAUCAACAGCUCUCUCUGUGUAUUUUUGGAGAAGCAAAUGGAGAAACGUGAAUGAGAAGGUUCGAGAGCUUGAGUUAUCUUUGAAAGGGUCACUGGAGAAGUGUGCUGCUGAGAGGCAAGGUCGUAUCAGAGCUCAACAGGCUUUAAGGAAAGCACUGGUCCAACCUAAGUCUGACAGUUUGGAGUUGACAUCUUAUCCCAUGGCACCUAUUGCCAUCAUUCAGUCAUGCUUCUCCACCAGAAAUGGAACACCGAGACAACCUUUACUUGUACCUCUUGCCAGGGCACGCUUGAUAUUUAAUCUGGCUAGGGUUCCUCCAGCAUCUCUUCAGGGUCUUGAAGAGUAUUCUCAUUGCUGGAUUAUAUAUGUAUUCCAUCUAAAUACAGAUCUUGAAAAGUUAUGGAAGCAUCCAUCUAAGUCAAAGUUCAAAGCAAAGGUCAGAGUUCCAAGAUUGAAAGGUGGAAAGAUGGGAGUCUUUGCUACAAGAUCUCCACACCGCCCAUGCCCUAUUGGGCUUACUGUUGCAAAGGUGGAGGCAGUGCAGGGACAUACGGUUCUACUUUCUGGUGUGGAUCUGGUUGAUGGGACGCCCAUUCUUGAUAUCAAACCUUAUCUACCAUACUGUGACAGCAUUGAUGUAGCAACAGUCCCCCAUUGGGUAAAGGUGGACAAUCUGUUAGCUGUAGCUUCUGUUAACUUCUCUGAGGGAUUUUCCACUACUCUGGCUGACUGUUGGGCAACAGUGGAAAAGAAGUCGCUCUAUACAUCUCCUGAUGAAUUUCAAAGCUUGAUCAAGCAAGUGCUUUCAUGGGACAUAAGGUCAGUAUCUCAACGAAUCCAGCCUCAUAACUCCCCAUUGAAGAUAGAAAAUGGCAAAAUACUAGGUAAUGCUUCAGAUUUGGAUGUCUACCAAGAUCAAGAAGGCUCUGAAAAUGAAAGGCAACAAGUUUCUCUUCCUUGUGGUGACAUUAUGUAUCAUCUUAUUCUGGAAGGUCUGGAUGUUUCGUACAAAAUUGAUUGGAAUGGUAAUGUCCUUGUUGAGAAAUUUAUACCAUUAUCCCAUGUUGAAGACAGUAAUAAAAUCACCACAAUUACAGGACAAGCAGAGACAAACUUUGAUAAUGCUUGUGUGUAAGGUUUAACCAUC
Messenger RNA from Ilex paraguariensis (yerba mate), 1269 nucleotides. The record is from the annotation of a GenBank genome assembly. NCBI's taxonomy places the organism in Eukaryota, Viridiplantae, Streptophyta, Magnoliopsida, Aquifoliales, Aquifoliaceae.